AUGAGUCCGGCGGACGACGCGGGUCACGGCACUCACACGUCGUCGACGGCGGCGGGCGUAGUGGUGAAGGGGGCGAGUGUGUCCGGCAUUGGCAAAGGCACGGCGAGGGGUGGCGUCCCAUCAGCCCGCGUGGCCAUGUACAAGGUAUGCUGGGCCGUCGGCUGCAGCGACAUGGACAUGCUAGCCGGCUUCGAUCAGGCCAUCGCCGACGGUGUCAACUUCCUCUCCGUGUCCAUCGGUGGCCCCGCACGUGAUUUCUUCACCGACCCAAUUGCCAUCGGAGCAUUCCAUGCUAUGGCCAGAGGGGUUCUCACUUCUUGCUCCGCUGGCAACGGUGGCCCCCGCCCCAUGUCCGUGGAGAACGUCGCCCCCUGGAUUUUGACUGUGGCUGCUACCACCAUUGAUAGACAGUUCAUUACAGUUGCUGCGUUCGGUGAUGGAUCGAACGCAACAGGAAUGUCUAUUAAUACCUUUAACCCCAAAAAGAAGAUGUAUCCAUUGACUAGUGGACGCCUUGCGGCGAGCUUUCCCGGAGAUGAAGAUAUCUUUGGCAGUGCCCGAGGUCCUCAAACAGUCACCCCAAAUAUCCUCAAGCCUGACUUGACUGCCCCGGGAGUGGACAUACUAGCUGGUUAUUCCAAACGGGCAUCACUAACAGGGUACCAUAUAGACAAUCGUUACGAUGUAUUUAACAUAUUAUCAGGAACAUCAAUGUCAUGCCCACAUGCCACCGCAACAGCUGCCUAUGUCAAAUCCUUCCACCCUGACUGGAGUCCUGCUGCAAUUAAAUCUGCUCUCAUGACCACUGCCACUCCCAUCAAAAUCAGUGACAACUUCACACUACUGGGAUCUGGGUCAGGACAGAUAGAUCCUGUAAAGGCAGUACAUCCUGGUCUGGUUUACGACAUUGGAGUGCACUCCUAUAUCUCCUUCCUUUGCAAGCAAGGCUUCAACAACACCAACAUUGGCAAACUAAUUGGCAUAAAAAAUUUCAAUUGUGCAAGAAUUAAGACAGAGCCAGGAGCUGAUGGAAUCAACUAUCCCAGCAUGCAUAUCCAACUCUUAAAUGCCAGAGAUAGAAUUUCUGCAGUUUUCUAUCGGACUGUGACUAAUGUAGGAUUUGGAAAUUCAACUUACAAGGCUAUAGUUACUGCCCCUAAAGGUCUUUCUGUGAAGGUCAUCCCAGAUACAUUGUAUUUUAGUAUAUUGCACCAAAAACUGUCAUUUAAGGUUGUGGUGAAGGGGCCUCCAAUGUCCGAGGAUGCAUUUGUAGAAUUUGCAUCACUUGAAUGGAAUGACUCUAAACACACUACUGUCAGAAGUUCUAUUCUGGCAAUAAUGUGCCAAAGUAUAGAAGCUAUUGCAUUCAUAGUCAGUCAUUCACCACAUCAUAGAGACCAGCCAAAAUGUAAUUGGAUGCACACGAACAAGGAAAAGGAGACCAGUGUGCAGCCAUUAAAACAUUAG
This is a messenger RNA of Sphenostylis stenocarpa, 1467 nucleotides long. The record is from the annotation of a GenBank genome assembly. Lineage: Eukaryota; Viridiplantae; Streptophyta; Magnoliopsida; Fabales; Fabaceae.